Messenger RNA from Scophthalmus maximus (turbot), 4690 nucleotides. RefSeq names its product inhibitor of nuclear factor kappa-B kinase subunit alpha. Gene Ontology annotation, cellular component: IkappaB kinase complex; cytoplasm. NCBI's taxonomy places the organism in Eukaryota, Metazoa, Chordata, Actinopteri, Pleuronectiformes, Scophthalmidae. The transcript has 22 exons. Gene Ontology annotation, biological process: peptidyl-serine phosphorylation; tumor necrosis factor-mediated signaling pathway; positive regulation of transcription by RNA polymerase II. The record is from RefSeq and is a predicted model, not a curated record. Bases 173 to 2461 code for a protein of 762 amino acids. Gene Ontology annotation, molecular function: IkappaB kinase activity; ATP binding.
ACGCGCACAGCCGGGGAUUCUGGUGACGUCACACAGGAAAGUACACACACACAACAUUCAUGGCGCAGCACUGACCUGAAAACAACCACACUCACUCUCUCUGUCAGGGACGUGUCCACCGACAGAGGCUCAUGACAUCGUCGCGGGAACAACAGGUGUAGCAGUUGCAGCCAUGGAGAAACCUCCCUUCAAGCAGAACCAGACCUGCGGGGACUGGGAGCUGAAGAAGCGGCUGGGGAUGGGCAGCUUUGCCCGUGUUUACCUCUACGAGCAUCUUGAAACGAAUGAAAAGAUCGCUGUGAAAAUGUGCAGACUGGAGCUCACGCCGGGGAACAAGGACCGGUGGAGCAGAGAAAUCCAGAUCAUGAAGAAAUUAAAUCACAUAAAUGUCGUGACGGCCCGAGAAGUCCCAGACGAGAUGAACCACAUAGCCUUGAACGACCUCCCCCUGCUGGCCAUGGAGUACUGCUCCAGAGGAGACCUGAGGAAGGUUCUGAGCACACCGGAGAACUGCUGCGGUUUGAAAGAGAGCGAAGUUCUGUCGUUACUCAACGAUGUUGGAUCUGGUAUCCAGUAUCUGCAUGAGAACAAGAUCAUCCACAGAGAUCUGAAGCCUGAAAACAUUGUGCUGCAAGACAUCAACGGCAAGCUCGUUCACAAAAUCAUCGACCUGGGUUACGCUAAAGACCUGGACCAGGGCAGCCUGUGCACCUCCUUCGUCGGCACGCUUCAGUACCUGGCUCCCGAGCUGUUCGAGAACAAACCGUACACCGUCACCGUCGACUACUGGAGCUUCGCUACCAUGAUCUUUGAAUGCAGCUGCGGCUUCCGUCCCUUUCUGCACAACCUCCAGCCCGUGCAGUGGGCCAGCAAGGUGCAGAACAAAGGCCCACUGGACAUCAUGGCUGUGGAGGACGAGCACGGAGAAGUCCGAUUCUCCACCAACCUUCCCUACCCCAACAACCUCAGCAGGACGCUGUUGGAUACGAUGGAGGCUCUGCUGCGGCUGAUGCUGCAGUGGGAUCCCGUGCAGCGAGGGGGCAAAGUGAACGCCGACACCAAGAAGCCACACUGCUUCGAAGUGAUCGAGCAGAUUCUGAGCAUGAAGGUCGUCCAUGUCCUGAACAUGACCACGGCUCAGGUCCACUCCUUCCAGCUGACGGCAGACGAGAGUCUGCACAGUCUGCAGAAACGCAUCGAGGCCGAGACCAAGAUCGAGGUGGUGAACCAGGAGCUGCUGCAGGAAACGGGCGUGUCGCUGGACCCCAGGAAGCCGGCGGCGCAGUGCGUCCUGGACGGAGUGAGAGGCUGGGACAGCUACAUCGUCUACCUGUUUGACAAGAGCAUCACCAAGUACUCUGGUCCCUUCAGUGCCCGACAGCUGCCGGACAAAGUCAACACUAUCGUCCAAGAAACGAAUUCCCAGCUGCCGCUAGUGGUGCUGAAGAAGGUUUGGGGUGAAGCGGUGAGCUACAUCUGUGGUCUGAGGGACGACUACAGCAGACUGUUCCAGGGCCAGAGGGCCGCUAUGCUGAGCCUCCUGCGCUAUAACACCAACCUGACUAGGUGUAAGAACAGCAUGUUCGGCUUCUCCCAGCAGCUCAAGGCCAAGUUGGACUUCUUCAAGAGCAGCAUCCAGUACGACCUGGAGAAAUACAGCGACCAGAUGCACUAUGGCAUAUCCUCGGAGAAGAUGCUGAAAGCCUGGCAGGAGAACGAGGAGAGAGCUGCUGCUUUUGCACAGGUGGCAGAGGUGAGCCACCUGGACGACGAGAUCAUGGCGCUGCACUCGGAGAUAGUGGAACUUCAGAGGAGCCCGUAUGCCCGGCGUCAAGGAGACAAGAUGGAGCAGCUGGAAGAGAAGGCGAUCGAGCUCUACAAGCAGCUGAAGAAGAAGUGCAAGACGCCUGAGCUGGACGUGAGCAGCGACAGCUCCGAGAUGGUGAAGGCCAUAAUCCAGACUGUCCAGAACCAGGACAAGGUCCUGAAAGACCUGUACACACACCUAGGAAAGAUCCUGAUCAGCAAACAGAAGAUCAUUGACUUGUUUCCGCGAAUCGAGAAAACCCUGGAGAGCAUCAAGGACGCAGACAACACGGUGAUGCAGAUGCAGAUAAAGCGACAGAGAGAGUUCUGGCAUCUACUGAAGAUCGCCUGUGCUCAGAACUCGACCCGGAGCUCGAUAGCGGCGAGUCCCGACUCGUCCAACCUGCUGCAGGUCUCUCACUGGUCGCAGUCGGCGCAACCUGUCAGCUCCCCGCACCCGCUCACCUCCCUGCCUGGGCCCAACGACAGCGACGCUGCCCCUCGUCUGCUACAGGAGAACCAGAAGUACCUGAGUCAGCUGACCAGCCUGAUGCAGGAAGCUGCGGUCGAUCAGACCAACAGCAUUGUGGACCAAGACUGGAGCUGGACAAAAUACGAAACUUUAACCACAAAACUAAAAAAGCGAAAUGCGUGAGACCCCCGUCCUCCGCUCCCGGCCCUCGUGCUCCGAGUAACACUAAGGACUGAACACGCUGUGAACGCAGCAGAACGCCGCCAGGACGUCGUGCGGUGUCACGCGGCCUCACGGAUCUUUUCUUAACAACGCUUCUUCUUUUUAAAGAGAAAGUGGCGUCUGUCCACAACCAUCGUCUCACAUGGCGGAAACGUUUGAUCGACCAAUCUUCUGUUUUUUCUACGAGAAAACAAAUGAAGCCGUGUCUCUCUGCUCCUUUUUUUCUCCUUUUUGUUGCUGCACAAUAUUUAUCACCACUCAUAAAAACUGAUGAUGUUCAUUUUUACUCUGAGCAAAACCUGUAGCAUUGGAUUUUUGGGGGUUUGAGUUGAGUUUUUUUUUUAUCACGAGGAAGGAUAUUUGACAGAAACACGGGAACUAGCUCGGCCUCGUGGCGUGCAAGGAAGAAACAGGAAGUGGUCGCGGGCGGGUGGGAGUGGGUGUGGGGGGUUGAGGAGGAAAUUACAAUCAAGCAAACAGCACUUUGAUAUUCCCAAGUAUCUCUUUGAAGAGACGGAACGUUCCAGGCUGCCAAACAAAAAAACGAACGCUCGCAGGAUUCAAAGUCACGACGAGACGGUAAAUGUUCUUCUCACACUCAUAAUCAAUUUCAUACAAUUUACUAUCAACGUUCAGGCAUUUAGAUUCUGUGUUAUUUUUGAAUAAAGUAUAAUAUAUAUAUGUAUGUAUAUGUAUCAUAGGCAGAAGUGGUUUUGUCAUGGCCAGCCAUUAUGUUCACACAGUGUCUGUAGUGAACGUCUUGUGUGUUCACGAGCUGCGUUCACGUCGCGUCAAGAUGAAACGAUACUCGAUGCUCAAACAAUGACGCGAUUCAUCGAUUGAGAGGAAAAUAUUUUGCAGCUAUAAAUUGUUUACAGAUAUUUUUAAUCCAAAAAAUACCAAACGAGGAUUUGACACUUUAACAAUAAAAUGUUAUACUAGUAAUUUCUGUAUCUUUGGGUUUAUGAUUACCAUGAAUACAAAAAACAAUUUGAACACAUCACCCGAGGCUCUGAGGAUGUUAUUUUUUAGCGUUAUUUGGAAAAAAUUAAUAAAACAUUUAGUAUUUUUUGAUGAGAAAAAAUUUCAUUGCACAUCUCCACAGUGUGGUUCUCCUCAGUUCAUGGUGACCUUAUUCAAUAAAUAUUCUGGACUAAAAUAAGCAUCAUAAAAAAACUAUUGUUUAACUCUUUGAUCGGCUGAAUGCAUUUAAUUCUACAUUAUCUUAGAACAGUAUUUUAAGAGUCUUGAUUCUUCCUUGAGCGCUUGUCUCGUGCCAUAAAAUGUACAGCAACAAACAUUUACUGUAAGAUUCCUUUUUUUAAAUAUAUUGCCUAAUCAUUUUCUCAAUAUAAUGUCCAACAAAUGUUUAAAAUGCAAAUGUCCUGAGCCCAAGGUGAUGUAUUCGGAUUAUUGUUCUUCCAUUAAGGGAUCAAAAACCCCAAAGAUAUUCAGAUUACAACGAUUUAAAGCGGAGAAACUCUCACGUGAGAAGAAUCUGGGACCAAAGGACGUUCAGUGAUCGAUAAAUCAUAUUUGUUCAAUACGUUGCUGUCUGAAUCGAUUUAUUCAUCUUUAAAGUAGCUUUUCAGACAAAAUCUGCAAACAUUCGACGGUUGCAGCUUCUCAAAUGCGAGAAUUUGCUGCUUUUCGUUAUUCUGCAUCGUAGGAAGUUGAAUAUCUGAGACCAAACAUGAGAUUUGCUGAUGUUCUCCGGGGCGGUAGUAAAUGUUAAGGAUGAAUCAGCAGACUAAUGGAUCAGCAGACCAGACUCCGGCCCAGAUGACGUGAACGCAGCAUUUUUCACGGAGGUUUUGAGACGAGGCUGGUUUCACUGUAGCACAGUCGGCGUCGUCCACCGCUGAUCGUCGGUAGACGAAGUGAUCGGACGUGAGGAAACCAGGAAGAACCAGGAGAGUGAAAGGAGUCGGCCGUCGCGUGUCAUUGGGGCCGGAGAGAAAUUAAACCUCUGAGUUUGUAUUUAUGAAGUUGAAGUGCAAUGGAGAAACAUAUUUUUAUAUUUAAGUAACUGGGUUUUGUCAGUUUUCUUUGGAUUUUUUUGACUUAUUCGUUUCUAUCGGACGGUUUUUAAAACUUGUCUCUGAAUGUUUUGAUUUUUAGAAAUGUCCUUGUAUAAAGUUCAAAUGUUUGCCUGAUAAUAAAAUUAUAAUAAAAAGACUUUGGCAUGAA